CAUCUCUGCGUGCACGACUCUCUCCUCCGCAGUGCACUGCUGGACAGCGCUGAGUGCGGAGUACAGGACAGUACAGGACAGUUAGCGCGCAUCAGCGAGGGCACGCGCUUCCGUACAGUCCUAAAGUCCCAAGCACCAGGCACGCACCAGAGCAGCACCCACAUGGACCUAAUAUGAACUGUCGGAGGGUUGAUCUUCACUUCACGACUCACACUCACAGAUUUACAGUUUGAGAGGGAAGGGACAUAUCAGACAUGGACACCUUGGUGUGGAUCUUGAUUUGUGGAGCGCUGGGGCUGGUGUUUGGCUCUAAGCUGGAGUGGCCCACAGAUGAGGAGUGUGAGUCAGGCAAUUACACUCAUGACGGGGAGUGCUGUUUGCAGUGUCCUCCAGGAGAGGGAGUGGUCAAGGAGUGUGGGGCCACCCAGACCGAAUGCGGUCAAUGCUUAGACAGUGAGACGUUCUCUGAGUCGUUCAGUCACACAGAGAAGUGUCAGACGUGUAGAGAGUGCACAGGUCUCAUGCGCAUGCAGACCCCCUGCACCGAUUCAAACGACGCUGUGUGCGUGUGCAACUACGGCUACUUCAUGAACGACCUGACGAACCAGUGUGAGCCGUGCACCGUGUGUCCACGCGGUCAGGGUGUGCUGAUACGCUGCGAGCACACUCACGACACGGUCUGUGAGGAGUGUCUGGACGACACCUACUCUGAUCAGGAGAGCACGCUGGACCCCUGCCUGCCUUGCACCAUCUGCGAGGAGGGAAUAGAGAUUCUCAUGAGGAACUGCACACCCUAUGAAGAUGCAUGGUGUCACGAUCCAUUGAGUCCUACCUAUCCCGCUUCCACUAGUGAUUCCAGUUCACUUGUCACUGAUCCGAACCGUUUGUGGAGCCCCAACCCCGGAGGGGAUGCAACAACACCCAAACCCAGCCCGCCUCACUUCAUUGGCAGAGGGCUAAACGAGAAUCUGAUUCCCAUCUACUGCCCCAUCCUCGCAGCGGUCGUUGUCGGUCUCCUGGCUUACAUCAUCUUCAAGAGGUGGAACAGCUGCAAGCAGAAUAAACAGGCAGCUAAUAAUCGCGCAGCCACAGCCAAUCAGACGCCGUCUCCAGAGGGAGAGAAGCUGCACAGUGACAGUGGCAUCUCAGUGGACAGCCAGAGUCUGCAGGAGCAGCAAGCGCAGACACAAACGCAGGCGCAGGCGCAGGCCCACACACAGCUGCAUGCAGCAGAGCAGAUCGUGGUGAGAGUGGAUGGAGGGGCUCAGCCUGACUCCCCCCCACCUCAGGCCUAACCAGUGAGGAAGAGGACACUACAGUACGUUAUCAAUACAACAGUAAAGAGGGGAUGAGAGGUUGGAGUGAAGGAGACAAGGAAGCAGAAAGAGGAGAACGGAGGAGCGAAGCCAUGAUGGCCAUCCAGCAAGAGACAUAGAGACCAGACCUUUGAUCCUUUUGAACCCAGCAUGGACGAUUCGUUGAUGAGCUGGUUCAACAGCACCAAUGGAUCCACAUCAGCGAUCAGACUCACUGGCUUUAAAUAGCUACUUCGAAAUAAACACAAGCCUAUUACUCUGAAGAAAGAUCACCAUAAUGUAUACUGAAACCCACCACAAACUGAUGAAUGUUUAACAUAUACUGGGUUUCUCAGAUGUAUUAAUGUGCCCUUGUGUCAUGGGCGUCACGAGAGGACGUAAAGAGACGCUAUCACAGGCUUCACGGAUAUCGCGAAAUUUAGCAACCGCACCACAGUUCCUCGACCCGGAGCCUUUUGCCUAAUCUAAUAAGGAUUUCGUUUUUGCCUUAUCUUUGAAGUAUUAACAGAUUUUGUCUAUAACAUCAAUGCCCUUUAUUUAAUCCGAAUUGUACACAUUUUCAUUCAGCCCUUUCCAGGCGUGUUAAAACUUUAGUGGGUUGUAUGCAGUUAGCGCAUAACUACCGGUCGCCGUCUAGUUUCAAAGCAGCUGAUCGCAGGUCAGCGUUUACGGGCAACAACUCACGACUGUGACAUUUGCUGACCUUUAAUAAUGUAAUGACUCAGAUCUAUACUUAGCUCGCCUUCCUUUUUCUCUCUUUCACAACGUUUUCUCUAUAAAACACACACAUAGCGUGUCAUAUUCCCUGCCUUCCUCUAGUUACUGCAGUUUAGGUUUCAUCGCCUAGAUCUUCUCGCCUUACCUCCUCAGAAAUCUGAGUCACAAUGCAAACAGAAACCAGAACUGAAAGAGCUACAGAACUAUUUUCAUGCCAUCAUGCACUCCUAGAAGUAAUCACCAUGUUUAUGUCCUAUAAAUUCAGCUAUACCAUUUUUCAGGUUUGAUAGCGAUUUGGUUCGAAUUCAACUUGGCAGCAUAGGUUCGUUAAUGAUUCUUUUAGUACUUUUGAGGACACUUAUCAAACUCUUUAUUAAUUUGUCUUAACUAUUUACUAAACAACUAUAAUAUUUUGCUAAUAUAAAGUUAAGUUGAAGACUUAAAACUCCAAAUGUGUAUCUUUAACUACAUAUUGUCAUAUGAAUAACCAGUAACUUCACAGACUUAAGUCUUAAAAGCCUUUUUUUUAAAAGGCUGUUCAUUGACCAUUAAUAUACAAUCAGAGAAGAUUAUUAUAUUUUCAAAUCCCCUUUUUAAAAUGUACUUCUCUUUAUUUAUUUUCUUAGACUCCACAAUCAUUGACUCUUACUGUAGCUCUUAAUGAGUCAUCUUCAAGGUUUUCUUCAUCUUUUGUCACUUUCUUUCUCACUCUUUGUCUUGGCUACAUGAUUCAUUCCAUGAAUGCUGGUGCAGAUUCAGAUGCUAUAAUGUGGUUUGAAUUACUCAACCAUCAGCAGUCAUGUGCUAGAAACGGUCAUGAUCGCUGUGAGAAAGAGAGCUGGUCUAAGGAUGCGUCACUGACAUGGACUAAGGGAUAGUUCACCCAAAAAUGAAAAUUAAAUUACUCACCCUCAUGUGAGACCUGAAGAUGAAUCAAAGUCUUAUGGGUUUGGAUCGACAGGAAGGGUGAGUAAUUAAUGACAGAAUUUUCAUUUUUGAGUGAACUAACCCUAAAGGGGCAAUAAAAAGUACUUUAACAUUGUUAUAUAAGCUUUAAACUAAAUGGUCUAACCAAACAAACAAGUUAACACGCAACAAAACAACAGAACAACUAAAAAUAGUCUUUGUUUCCUGUUUUCUAUCCAUCCGAUGGAUAUUGCACUCGUAAACAGACGUUAGGUUAGGGACCUAACACAGAUAUUCCAUAGCGCAUCGACACACACACAGUAUCUAAUGGACUGUCUUUCGAUGCAUUGCUAAUGCGCUCACUGUCAGGCUCUGGAAUAAACACGAGAGGCAUUAGUGAGACAUUCCUGUCAGGCAGGUCGUAAUUACCCCUGAAGCUUUCCAUUUCUCUUCCCCACAGUCAGUUCACUCUCCUGGGGCUCCGCUCUGCUCGGCUUCCCUUCUCUGAAGCUCUGCCUCUCCAUUCUGGGACUCACCAUCCAACUUUUCUGUUCUCAGCUCCACUAAUAUUCCUACACUCUCAAAAGAUGUUUUCACAGUGAUGCAAUAGUACAACCAUUUCGGGUUCCCCGAAAAACCUUUAGCCGUCAGUUAUUUUUUUCCCGAGUGUUAAGAACAUUUUAAUUGCCUUGAGAACCAUUUCCCCAAUAUAGACCUUUUUCCUGAGUAAACGAUGAGGGCCGCCAUUAUGAAUUCUAACUUCUGAUUGGAUGCUCUUCGGUUCCGGUUUCCAUAGGAACCCGUUCAAAUAGCGCCCAUCUGUUUUUAGAUAGGCGCAGGUUUGUCUCAUCUACAAACUCAUUAAACUUGGAGUUGUGAGGCACUGACAAAUGACGGUCAUUGUGACAUUGCAAAAGUGAUGGCGCUAUGGAGCCAUGUGCUUUUUAAAAACAUUUUAAUAGGUUUAACAUUGAUUAUCAGCUAGGUAUAUACGCUAAUUUGACUAGAAACACUGGAGACCAGAAAUGCGAAGCAUCCUUCCGGUAAAGAGUCAGACGUGACUUCCGGGUUCAGGAAAAACAUCUAUACAGAAACUUCUGUGCAAUGGAAAGGUUCUUAAAGGAACUAUAGAUACCAAUAAAGAACCUUAUUUUUAAGAGUGAAGAUCAAUGAUUGAUCUAUGGGAAAUCUCAUUUUGACAACAAGUCAAUAUGUUGAUACAACAUGCAUUUACACCUCCAAAAUCCAUCUUAUGCAAGUAGCUGUAUUUUGGAACAUUUCAGCUGAUUUAAGCUGAUCUUUAGCUGGCUGACCUGCCAUUCAAAAGCCAACUUGAUCACCUUAAGCUGGUAUGACCAGAUGGUAGCUGAUUUUGGUGGUUUACCAGCAACAAUAGAGGCUUUCGCACUGGAGGAACCUUUUCAUAGUUCCCAGAACUAUUGGCAGAAGGUCCUGCAUUUUGGCGUGUUUGCACCACAGGAACUAGCCUCGAUGAUGUGUAACACUACAAAGAUUUAGUCAGAUUUUCAUGCUCUUUCAAUCACAUAAAUUGUGUGUUCUCAUUCCAUCUCUGUUAUCACGAAACCCAUGACACACAACCAAAAAAGCUCAGAUCACUGCUUUCUCCAUUUACUGGUUGUUGAUGUUUGUAAAUGCCGCAAAUAAAGAUGGCCUCAUCGGGGUUCCUGCUGCCGAAUGCAACCAGGAAAACGGCCUGAGGGGAAAUUAGUUCAUUUAAAUCAAUAUGCUGGCUAGUUCCUGGAACUAUGUGGUGCGAAAGCCCCUUAUAAACAAACUUUUAUGCAAUCGUAAGGUUCCAUGGAUGUUACAGAAUGGAUGUUCUCAAUGGAACCAUAGAUACCAAUAAAGAACCUUAUUUUUAAGAGUGAUCAUCAGUGAUUAAUCUACGGGAAUCACAUUUUAACUCUUAAAAAAAAGUUUUUUUAUUGGCAUUGAUGGUUCCAUGAAGAAUCUUGAACAUCCAGGGGACCUUUCAAAUGCAGAAAAGGUUAUUCAUAGUGAAAGAAAUGUUCUUCAAAAUGGUUCAUUUAAGAACUGUUCACUGAAAGGUUCUUUGGGGAACCAAAAAUGGUUCUUCUACAGCAUCACCGUAAAAACAUCCUCUUUGAAGCCUUUAUUUUUAAUAGACCAUGCAUUUACACCUCCAAAAUCCAGCAGGUAGCUGUAUUUUGGAACAUUUCAGCUGAUUUAAUCUGGUCUUUAGCUGCUUGAACCGCCAACUUCAUGUUUAAAAGCCAACCUGACCACCUUAAGCUGGUAUAACCACCUGGUAGCUGUCUUUGGUGGUUUACCAGCAACCAUGUCCAAAAAAACUGCUAGCAGGGCCAUUAUACCUGUGCUCAGUGCAAAUUACUGAAUGGUUUUAGCUAUUAGACUCUAAUUCAGUUCUUACUUGAAGCUGUGCAUUACUUUAAAGUUUGAUAUAUGAGUUGGUGGAACAUCUCUGGUUCCUGCUUUUUGGCAGGCAGGUUGUCGGCUCCAUCAGCUUUUAUACGGCUUUAGUAGCGAGCAUCUCCCCUGGCGUUGCGCUUUCCAUUAAAUCAGGCAGCGAAGCAUAUCAUUGGCUUCAGGAGUUGCUCGCAUGCCAGUGUUUAAUGCACAUCAUGGGUUGAACGUUCACUCGUGGGGCACUUCGCUGAUGUUUGUUCUGAUAUUAGCCUACUCGAGAGAACCUGAUGAGAUCAAGAUAAGAUCUCUCGGUCUGUCUGCGGGAAUGCGCUGAGAACAGACUGGCUUGUGUUUAUCCCAUGCUUUGAUUCUUAACACAGAGCAGAGAAGCUGGCAGACAUCAAAUAGAAAGAGCUGUGAUGACAAUACAAUAGAAACCGGAGUGAUUGAUGCUUCUCAGGGGGCCGUUGAUGUGAAUAUAAUAUAUUGAAAAUAUGGCUAUAUUUUCAUAGAAUGUUAAAUUGAUUGGUUGUUGUAAUGUGUUCUGAGAAUAUAAGUGUGAGCAAGAGCCAUUUACCAUGUGUUUUGCAUAUAACCCAGACGACUUGUGCUUGGCAUCUACAUUAAUCCAUUAAUCCAUUAAUCAAUCAGUAAGCAUCUAAAACAAUUGAAUUUAACAGGUGGAUGGAGUCUUGAAUCAGUUCCCUGGAAUGUGCCAAAGUUUCCAUAAAUAAAAAACCUCCACAUUAAAAUGAUUAUAAAUCCAUUUGUCAGCCAGAAAGUGUAAACUUGUUCUCAAAAUAUUCACAUGCUAAAAACUCCAUCCUUGUCCCUCGAUCUUUCUUCAUUUCUACUUCAGUAAUUCUUUAUUUUUUUAUGAACUGAAGUUUUCUUUCUUUAAUUUUAAAUAGAUUUAUUCUUUGAGAGCAGUAUUUUAUAGAGACAGUUUACUUUCGUAGCACUUAAAACAGAUUGAAUUUGAACACUCAAAGAGUGUCCAUCACCAGAAAGUGCCUGUGGACUUAGUCAGGUGUCUUUGAGCAGUGUUCAACAAGUUUCAUUUCAUAUAUAAUGUUUAUGUAUCUAUUUUGCCUGUGUGUUCUGUGUUAAGUGUAUGUGAUAGUUUUUUGCCAUUGUUUUUUAUCUUGUUAAUCUUUAGUUAUAAAAAAUGUUGAUGAGGAUUGCAAAACAGUACGUCAUUAUCCAGGUAAAAUGCAUCCAGGUGAAUUUUAUCUAUUAUUCUGUUUCUGAGAAAUGCCUUCACUCCAAGAAUAGUGUAUUCAGGUAAAAUAUCUAAACAUCCUUGCUUUAGAAACAAAACUAAGACAUUUUCAGAGAAUUUAUGUUCAGUUGUCUGCACACACAAUUUUGUUAGAUUUAUGCUUAAAACAGUUUACUUGUUGGAUAAAAUGUAAUUAUAGAAAUUGUAAAUAUAUAGAUGAGCCCCUGGUUGUCACGUCCCGAUCAGUCUAGUGUUGAUAAGGCCAGUGACGAGAAAAAAAUUAAUCAUUGGGUGAGACGGGACAAUAGGGGGCUCGUCUCGGGUUAAUAUCCCCGACGAGCCCCCAACUGUCACAUACCAACCACGUCUUUAAUUUUUUAUUCGUGUUACCGGCCUUACCAGCCCUAGACUGGUCGGGAUAUGACAAUAUAUUCUCUUUGUCUCUUUGCUUUAUGAAUGUUUAGAUAUUUUUCUUGGAAAACAAAACAAAAAAACUUUAAGAAAUUAUUAUUUUUUUUUUUUUUUUU
Labeo rohita (rohu) is the source of this 7097-nucleotide messenger RNA. RefSeq names its product nerve growth factor receptor a (TNFR superfamily, member 16) (gene ngfra). Gene Ontology annotation, biological process: Rho protein signal transduction. Gene Ontology annotation, molecular function: coreceptor activity; death receptor activity; nerve growth factor binding. Gene Ontology annotation, cellular component: cell surface; plasma membrane. Lineage: Eukaryota; Metazoa; Chordata; Actinopteri; Cypriniformes; Cyprinidae. The record is from RefSeq and is a predicted model, not a curated record. Bases 255 to 1295 code for a protein of 346 amino acids. The transcript is spliced from 6 exons.